Molecule: messenger RNA, 5870 nt
Organism: Pundamilia nyererei
Lineage: Eukaryota; Metazoa; Chordata; Actinopteri; Cichliformes; Cichlidae
Product: glioma tumor suppressor candidate region gene 1 protein
Exons: 14
Coding region: 285-4103 (1272 amino acids)
Biological process (GO): positive regulation of DNA-templated transcription
Cellular component (GO): SWI/SNF complex
Source: RefSeq, a predicted model, not a curated record
GCCACCCCCUCUCCUCCUUUUAGCAUCUGAAAAGACCACUGAGUGAGAAUCGAUGGCGCAGAGGCCCGCUUGACAGGACAAUAAACCACAAAGAAGGGCAUCUUCACCGGCUACCCGUGAGACGCAGCGAUGCCCCAGCAGAGGGAGGUCUCGUCUCCGUCCCGCCGCCUCGGCCUGGCAUCCACCCGCCUCCAGACACUGAUGCCCGACCACGACUUCCCAUGAGGCCACCACCAGCACUCAGCUCGACCGCUCUGUAUGGGGCCUCUCACAUAUGAAUUGACAUGGAGGAUGAAGAUGGGACUUGUCUACUUGAUGUUUUGUGUGACCCCCAAGCCCUGAACGACUUCCUUCAUGGGACCAAUGAGCUGCAGACUGAAGACCUGCUCAUUAACUCCUCCUCUGGGGAGCCCUCCCUCUUCACAGAUGCCCCGAGUCCUGUCUCUCUGCUGGGAGAUGGCAGGGACUCCCCAGACACGCCUCCGCCUGGAUGUGUGGAUCUGUCCUUCUUGGAAGAGGCCCUCCUGUCAUCUCCAGAGGGUGGAGAAGACCCACAGGUGGUGCAGGGUGAGCCACCUGUGGAGGCAGCUUGUGAGGCAGAGAAGAGAGAAGUGGAGGAAGAGGAGGAGGCGGAGGUGGCAUGUGAUAUCCUCCAGCAGAGCCUACAGGAGGCUGAGAUCACUGAGCAGACCAUGGCUCUGGAAGCAGGUCUGGCACAAUCAGGGGACAGCCUGUCCCUGUACUCACCGGCCCCUCUCCUUUCUCCACCCACCGCUCCAUUCAUUCCUAAAUCUGUGACCUUGCCCGUGACCACGGCAUUGCCCAGAGACACCCAGGCAGCAGUGGAGCCUCCCCAGCCCUCCCUACUGGCUGUCGGGCCUGGAUGUCCUUCUUUAAAGCCUGCCGCCCCUCCUCAGCUGAUGGGGCUACUACCUGGAAAUGUAUUUCCUGCUCCUUCUCCAGAGACCUCCUUUUCUCUAAGUCCUGCCCAGGGCUCAAGUAUGAUCAUCCACAAGGCUGUGCCGAGCGUUGCCAGUCGACCUCUUAUAACUCCAACCCUGAGAGCAGCAGCAGCAGCAGCACCGAGCAUCGUCCUGCAGCGCGCACCUCAUCCUAUACAGCCCAAGUUGCCCAUCAGCAUUCAGCCCAGACUGGUUCAAAUUAGCCCCAAGCCCUCUGGGCAGAAGCCCACUCCUGGUCUUACAUUCGUCCCUGGGACUGCCUCACCAAACAUUCUAUUGUCUCAAGCAGCGGGCCAAAAGACUGUCGCUCCGCCACCGCAGCCCACCCAGCAGCUCCCCAAACCAGUCAGCCUGCAGCUGGUCAAUCAGGGUGGCUCCUUUGUGCUGCAGCCUCAGGGACUAUUCCAAGGCCAAAACCAGUUCCUUCUUCCGGGCCAGUCUCCUGUUACAAUCUCCCAGUCUGUCAGUGCAGCACGACCGCUGCUGACACCCAGUCACCAAGGCUCAUCGGUUCACAGCAUGACCCCCUCCACUGGGCAGCUUGUAGAUGGCUCUCAGAUCUUAACUGUGCCCCAAAGACAGCUGAAUUUCAGCCCUGUGUUCACCACCGCAGCUGGGCAGCUAGCGCUUCGCCAGGCCACUGUGCUUUCAGGACCUUUGCAGCUACAGUCAGCACCUGCUACUGUCUUCCAGAUGCCAGCACAGCUGGCUGGAACCUAUGCUCCAGGAGGGCAGGGGCAACGUGCCACCCUGGUCCACAGUCCUGCUCUUGGAAACCACAUUACCUUGAUCAACAGUUCAGGGGUGCUUCCCCCAGAUCUUACUUCUAUCUCAAUUGUUAAUGGCCCCUCAAUGGUUCAGGGGAUGCCUUUUGCUGCCCAGGGCCCAGCUCCUCCGAGAGGAGUGACAGAAGGACAGCUAAACCUCCAGCAGGCCUCGGUGGUCCUGCUGCCAGAGAGAACUAUUCAAGAAGAGAGGACCAGCUCUGAGGAGACUUUUCACCAGCUACAACAGCCCUAUGGACACACUCUCCAGCACGUCUCUGUACAGCCCACCACUUCUGCAGGGCUGCAGUCCUCCUCUCCCCCUGUGGUUACAGUCCUACAGCCACCUCCCGAAGCACCUCUGGCCCCCGACCCUGCAGAGAUGCCCAAACUCUUGUUGCCCCCAUCAGAUAUGACCCAAGUGGUAGAGGAGGUGACCCACUCGAUGAGUCAGAACCAGGCCUUUAUGCAACAUCUGCAACAGCAAGCACUUAGUCCCCCGAUCACUUCUGAAUUGUUGGUUGGAGCGCUGCCGGUGGUGCCAAUGGAGUCGCUCGCCUCACCAGUCACCAGUGACAGAGAGUCCCAACCUCAGACCCAUGCAGUCUCCGGUCAGGACACCUGCACAGUGAUGUCAGACCAGUGUGCUGAGGUUUCUCCGCUUCACUCGGACCCUGAGAACACGCCACUGAUCUGCUCCCCCUCUCAGAUUCAGGACACUGGAAGACCAGCAGCAAGAACUUUUUCCCCUCCAACCGGCCCUCAGAUUGCUCUGCCAGGACCUGAGAAUUCAGUCCCCCAGACUACAGCUUCCCAGCCACACAGUGAACCCCUGGUUCAGUACGAAGUCCCUCAUCAGCUACAGGUAUCGCAGGCCUUGUUUGCCCACAACCAGUUGCAGAUCCAGUCAUCUGUUUCCAAGCCUCUGCCCCAGGCUCAGGCCUCAGUUUCACGGCCCCAACUAUCUGUUUCACAGCCUCAGCCUUCAAACCAUACUUCAAUCCACAGCAGUCAAUCCCCUCUGCCUGUCAGUGUCUCGGUGCCUCAGCAGCAGCCUAAUCCCACAGCUGCAUCUGCAGUUCUCUCCAAAGCAGGAGACGACUCUGCUGUCCAACAGCACACACAAAACAAGCCAACAGCUGCCUUGGCCGUGGAGAGUAAGGCAUUUACUCUCGAUGUCCAUCCACCCUCUCCUGCAGCCCAGGGGGUCCAGGGGCCCCCUGCUCCCAUGGAGUGCGCUCCCAUCCAGACAAGUCAGCAGACGAGCACCAAGCUGGCAGGUCCUCUGGAGCUGCAGAGAGAGGAGAGGCUCACACCAGCAAUGCGCAGGCACAGGUUCCAGCAGCAGCUUUGUUUGGACCAUGGAGCAGUGCAGGCUCCGCUCACUGGCCCAGCCUUCUCCACACUGAAGGACGCUGUUAGACACCUGCUGCCAUACCACACCUGCGCUGGUCACCUGCCCACUCAGGAUGACUUCAAUUUAGUGGACCAGGAGUUCGACACUGUGUCCGGUUUCCUGCUGAAACGCACCAAGGACAUGGUCAACAAAUACAGGCAGCUAUUAGUUAGAGAAGCCCAGCAGGAGAGUCCCUCAGCAGAGAUGGUAAUGCUGGAGCGUCUCUUCCUCCAGGCCGAGCGAUACGCUCUAGCGGAGGACAGACGGCGAGCCCGCAGAGACCCGGAGUCCUUUAUGACAGCUUUGGCUACGUCAGCGUCUUCCCCUCAUGCCCACUCCUCUGGCAGCCCCUCUUCUCCCCCAGCCUGGACCAGACUGUCCGACAGGCCUCCGGGACUGAAGACCUACCGCUCCAGCUCGCGGGGGGCUCUCAGACUCACCAUCAAGCAGGAGUCAGGCUCUCGUAAGGUGAUCCACAACUCGGCCUACGACCCGGGACUCAAAAGGGACCACACGGGGCAGCUGACCAACGGUGGUGGGGCUGUGAACGAACGCCACUCUCAGGCACCCAACAGAGAACCCAAGCGUCCUGAGCAUGACGAGGAGAUGACCAACGGAGCUCCGCUCAGUAACACUGCUGAGCAAGUCUCACAGACAGCACCCACGUCCGUAAAAAAAGUCCCAAAUCCUCUUUCUAUGCCAGAGCCGCAGGAUGUGCGCUUUGAGUUGCCUCCCAGAGACGUCAGCGCUCCAAAACUGAAAUGUUUCAGGGUGGAUGCGUCCCCUCGGGCCGAGCAGCGGUUCAGCCCGCCGCCUCCGCCUUUCCAAGAGGACAACAUGCUCAGUGAACAUCUACAGAGUGCCAUCGACAGCAUACUGGAGCUUCAGCGCCUGCAGGGCCCCUCUGCAGCCCCGACAAGGGCCACGUCAGGCCCGACAUUGGACCAGGCUGUCACCAGCAUCCUGGAGGGACACCUGUGAGGUAAUCUGCAUAGACAGGCAUCCACACCGAUCCUAAAACAUCGAAGUUGAAGUAAAACAAAGGAAGGUGUACAAGACUUCUUACCUGUUCCCAGAAGGGUUUCAGAUUUUACAGAAAAAGCGAGGAGAAAAAAGUUAAGAGGCACUAUAAGCAGAUGCAUACCAGACAACAGCACUAUCUAUAGUCCGAUAGAUGUUAGAUACUUCAUUUUGAUGUACGUUUGUGGAAAAAAAAUCUAUUUGAAUAGGAGCUAUAUUGUUUCAGUGGUAGUUGAGUCAUUCAGAGGUUUACGACACUGGUGUAACCUUCAUCAGCAUAUAGUAUAUAAGUAAUAGUGAGGCAAACGAAAACGUGGAGUAGACUGAGAUUAUUCAAUAGUUUUUUAUAAGAUUUCUUUCGAAAAUGUGAAGUUUUCUUUUGCAUAGUGCCAAGCUUCCAGGGUAUUUAUUUUGAUAAUCUGUGCCAAUUGUGUUUUGCGCAGCGAAGAUGUGCGUGCGUGUUUUCCUUUGGAUUGGUUUGCGUGGAUCAGAUAAGUGCGUGUGUGUUUGUGAGAGUGAGAGAGAAGACAUUGCAUCCUGCUAUGGGACAGUACAAAAAAAAAAAAAACAACAAAAAAAAAAUACACAAUUCCCGCAGGCUCCAUCAUCUCGGCUUAAUGAAUGAAACUCCAAAGAAUUUGUGCUACAUCCUGAAUACACCAGCAAACGUCCGUGUUGUGUCUCUUCCCACAAACUGGAGUGCGUCCUUGUUAUAGCAGAAAUAACCCGAGGGGGGUUAAAAUACAUAUUAGGCAGUCAUGCUUUCUUAUUUUUCAUUUUUUUGGACCCUUGCUGUCACUUGUGCUAGAGUCUUAACUGUGAAAAAUCUCUAGUUUUCUGUGCGUUUUCAGAAACGAUAAUGGUUUCCCAUACUGUAUGUAUUAACAUGCAAGCAAUAAUAAGUUGGGGUUGUUGGGAGCAGUGGUGGUGCAGUGAAGAGGAGGAGAUGACAGAUCUUUGCCUGUUUUGCUUAUCGGUGUCAUUGGAUGAGAACGAAGAUUAUUUAUCAUUGACUAAGAUGCUUAUGCCAUUAUCAAAGCCCGUGUAGUUUAGAAAUUGUGUUUCUAACAUGUUUUAAGGGCUUUGAGGGUACUUAACUGCAAACGUGACCAUGAAAAUGUCCAUUUUAGGGGGGAAAAAACCCCACCAAAACAGACAAACUGUACAGAUAUUGAGCCUCUCUGCAUCGUCAAACAGCCUUUGACCAAAAACUAGAGGAACCAUCCGCUUCUCAUCUCUUUAGAGUUCUUUGUUUCUAGCCCGCUGUCCUAAAGCUGGAGCUUUAUUUUACCGCAGCCGUUGUGGAGCAAUAUAUGAUUUUUGCGACAUCUUAUGUUAAUGUGACAAUCUUAUUGGUCUGUGUGAAGGUGUGAAUUCUGGUCAUUUUGGGGUCAUUUGUAACAGCUGUACGACUCUCUCCCUUGUGAAACGCGUGCAAGAUGUUCCUUGUGGAUUUUUGCCUAGAAGGUCGAAACGUACAAGCGGCAAAUAGUCUCCUUUUUUUGUGAUAUUACCUAAAAAUUUGUUUUAAAUUUUUGCUUUUGCAAACCCGUAAGGGAUCAAGGUUUGACUUGCAAAUUGGAAUUGUCGAGAAAAUGCCUUAUUUUAAUUUCAGUGUACCUGAAUUGGAGAAAAAGCUUAUUAAUGUAGUGUUUUUGAAUACUUUUGAAUAACAUCUGGUGUUCUGAAAGUGAAAAUAACUUGUCCCUUCAAAGAAAAAAAAAAAAA